AUGGAGAAACCAUGGGCAUCGGUAGCGUCAAGCUCAGAGGGAUCUCGAGAGCUUCAGUGCAUAGGGAAAUUGGAAAUCGAAAGGCCAAACCCCGUUGGCUUCCUCUGCGGCUCCAUUCCUGUUCCCACAGACAAAGCCUUCCACUCUUUCGAUUCUGCUCUCAUUCCUUCCCGCCAAACAGUGAGUGCUCCGCGGUAUCGAAUGCUUCCGACGGAGACAGACCUCAAUAGUCCUCCACUGCUUUCAAAUUUCCCGGACAAGGUUCUUCCCAUUGCUGCCGUGCACUCCAAGGCCGCUGGAGGUAUAGCAUGGGAUGGUGGUACUGUUACAUCAAAUCUCGCUAGGAAAUGUGAGGCCCUUGCUGUGUCUGGUUUGGUUGAGUAUGGGGAUGAGAUUGAUGUCAUUGCUCCAGCUGACAUUCUGAAGCAGAUCUUUAAAAUGCCAUAUUCCAAGGCUCGAUUAUCAAUUGAAGUUCAUCGUAUUGGACAGACACUUGUUCUGAAUACUGGGCCUGAUAUUGAAGAGGGGGAAAAGUUAAUAAGACGACGUAAAAAUCAAUCAAAAUGUGCAGAUCAAUCUUUGUUUUUAAAUUUUGCUAUGCACUCAGUUCGAAUGGAAGCUUGUGAUUGCCCACCAACUCAUCAUGUCCCAUCACGGGAGCAAUCCAACUCUUCUGUUCUUCCUGGAGCAAAUACUCAGUUUGUGGGACAGCAUGAGAAUGGUGCUGGGGAUGAAGAAUCAAAUCAUUGUCCAGAGUACACAGAGGUUAAAAGGGAUGAUUUCUUUUGGGACAGUAAGAAGGGUAAGAAAAAUAAGGGACGCAAUCCUGUUAAUAAGGCUUCACAAGUUGGUGAGAAAUCCAGAUGCGCAAUACAAGAGUCUGAAAAACAUAGAAGAGUUGCCUGGCUUGACAAUGUCAUGGCGAGUGUGCCUGAGAUGGCCAUCUGUUAUCAUGAAAAUGGUGUUGUCCAGGGCUAUGAGCUUCUGAAAACAGAUGAUAUAUUUCUACUAAAGGGGAUCUCUGAGGAUGGCGCUCCUGCUUUUCAUCCUUAUGUGGUACAGCAAAAUGGCCUCUCUGUUCUGAGGUUCCUUCAAGAAAACUGCAAGCAAGAUCCUGGAGCUUAUUGGCUGUAUAAAAGUGCUGGGGAAGAUGUCAUUCAGCUCUUUGAUCUUUCUGUGAUUCCUAAGAGUCAUUCUUCUAAUGAUUGUGAUGAUAUCCCAAGCUCCCUGCCUUCUGUAUUGCAUCAAGGGAGAAGUGAUUCCCUGUAUUCAUUAGGGACUCUAUUGUAUCGAAGUGCUCACAGGCUUUCACUUUCAGUGGCUCCAAAUAAUAUGGCAAAGUGUGCCAGGUUCUUCCAAAAAUGUUUGGAACUCCUAGAUGAGCCAGAUCAUUUGGUUGUACGUGCAUCUGCACAUGAACAAUUUGCAAGGCUUAUUUUGAACCAUGAUGAAGAGCUGGAGUUAACGUCUGAUGCUCUGCCUGUAGAAUGUGAACUUACAGUUACUGAUGCUGAGGAAGAUUCUUCGGACUUUUUGAGUAGCAUUUCUGAAUUGUCAGUCCAUGAACCAGUACCCUCCCUUGUUGGAGAGGAAACUUCAUGUGAACAUGGACAGAGUUUUCAAGAUUCAGUAAGUGAUGCUUCUGUAAAGAUGACUUUAGAAGCAAAUGCAUAUUCUCCAAGAAAAUUGUUAGCAGCAGGUGGCACGGACAUCGGAGGUUCCACAGAAGCUGUACUAAGUUCCUCUGGCGAUGAAAGCUCUGAAGUUGGCAAAUUGCCUGCAACAACCACACAUGUAGUUCAAACGGUUGCUGAACCAAUCUCGUCUAGACUAGCUGCAAUACAUCAUGUUUCUCAGGCUAUUAAAUCUGUUAGAUGGAUGCGCCAACUGCAGACUACUGAAUCCAAGUUGAUGGGCCAGGAUAAUGAAACCCAUGAUAGGCCACCUUCAUCUGUUAAUCUUUCCGUUUGUGCAUGUGGUGAUGCUGACUGUAUUGAAGUUUGUGACAUUCGGGAAUGGCUUCCAACAUCAAAAUUGGACCAUAAGCUGUGGAAACUCGUUCUUUUGCUUGGAGAAUCGUAUUUGGCACUUGGACAAGCUUAUAAGGAGGAUGGCCAGUUACAUCAAGCUUUAAAGGUUGUAGAAUUGGCCUGUUCUGUUUAUGGAUCCAUGCCUCAACAUCUUGAAGACACAAAAUUCAUUUCUUCCAUGAGUAGUUGCUUUUCAUCACAGACAAAAUUCAGUUAUACAAAUAAAAAGACAAGAUCAUCUAAUAGUGAUCUGGAGGAUCUGAGCUCAAACUCCAAUGAUGACUGUCUUUCGUUUGAGCAGUUCUCUUCCAUCUACCUCUUCUGGGCCAAGGCAUGGACACUAGUUGGAGAUGUUUAUGUUGAAUUCCAUAUUGCCAAGGAUAGUAUGAUCCCUGCACUGGAGAAGAGAAAAUAUUCUACUAGAGAGUUGAAAGUGUCAUCUGAGGUUGUGAAAGAAGUGAAAAGGCUCAAGAAGAAGCUGGGACAGUAUACACAGAACUGCAGUUCGUGUUCUCUGGUAAAUUGCAGCUGUCAGAGUGAUAGAGCAAGCAGUGGUAGCAGUGCAAGUAGUAGUCGUCGUGAUAUGCGCUCGGUAACUUGUGGCAGGAAAUACAGUAAAAGAUCCUAUGCUAAGAGCAACGCCUACCCACUUUUAAGAGACCCUGAAGAUGAUAAUCUUUGUUUGAAAAUGGAGAACAGAAAUGUUUCUGAUCGUGAAUAUUUACACCAAAAUAGAAAUGGUGAAACCACAGUACAAUCUUCUAACAAUUUAGAAGGCAUCCUAGAGAUGCAUGAUAUGGGGUCGACACUGGCCUCUCAAUCUAAUGCUGCUUUGAGAGAACCAACAAAAGUAAAAAAUGGUGGGAUAUUCAAGUACCUUGGAGGUCCUGCAGUUGGAGAUGCUGAAAGCAAUCUUUCAGAAGCCCUAUGCUGUUAUGAAGAAGCUAGAAAGGCAUUAGGUGGUCUUCCAUCUAGUUCAGCAGAAUUACAAUCUAUAAUGAAAAAGAAAGGGUGGGUAUGCAAUGAACUGGGUCGAAAUAGGCUUGAGAGGAAAGAACUAAACAAAGCUGAAUUUGCUUUUGCAGAUGCUAUAAAAGCAUUCAGGGAAGUCUCUGAUCAUACCAAUAUCAUAUUAAUAAACUGUAACUUGGGCCAUGGAAGACGGGCAUUGGCAGAAGAGAUGGUAUCAAAGAUUGAUAGUCUCAAGACGCAUGCAAUCUUUCGAACUGCAUACAACCAUGCAUUAGAGACUGCAAAAUUAAAAUAUAGUGAAUCACUUAAAUAUUAUGGGGCAGCAAAAGUGGAACUCAAUGCGUUUGUUGAAGAAGCUGCUGGCCCUGAAUUAAACAAUUUGAGGACUGAGGUAUAUACACAAUUUGCUCAUACGUAUCUGAGGCUCGGAAUGCUCUUGGCAAGAGAAGAUAUAUCGGCAGAAGUUUAUGAAGCUGGAGUCUUGGGAGAUGUGCAUGUUGAUUCCACUAGCCCUAGUGGCAGAAAGUCAAGAAAAGAAUCACGUAAGCAUGAGAUUUCAGCCAAUGCUGCCAUUAGGGAGGCACUGUCUGUUUAUGAAUCAUUAGGCGAAUUACGGAAACAGGAGGCUGCAUAUGCCUAUUUUCAGCUGGCUUGCUACCAAAGGGAUUGUUGUUUGAAGUUCUUAGAGCCAGACCAUAAGAAAAGCAGCUUAUCUAAAGCUGAAAACACUAUUCUCCAACGGGUCAAGCAAUACGCAGCCUUGGCAGAGAGGAACUUGCAAAAGGCCAUGGAUUUCUAUGGCCCCAAGACGCAUCCUACCAUGUACCUGACUAUUCUUAUAGAAAGAUCAGCUCUUUCACUGAGCCUUUCAAGCCCUUUACACUCAAAUGCAAUGUUGGAAUCAGCUCUGUCUUACAUGCUCGAAGGACGGUGUGUGUCAGAAACAGAUUCGGACUCUUCGAAAACUGAUCAUUCUGAGGUACUUGUGAAGUUUUGGAGUCAGUUGCAGAUGCUUUUGAGGAAGAUGUUGGCUGUGGCGCUUGCUGCACGUGCCAACAAAUCUCCUGUUUCUCAGCCACCUUCAAUAUCCAACAGGUCUGGAGAUGCUGAAAAGUUGAGGGAGCUUUACAAAAUCUCUCUCAAGUCCACCAAGUUAAGUCAAUUGGAUGAUAUGCACUCCUUGUGGACAUCAUAA
Molecule: messenger RNA, 4197 nt
Organism: Prunus armeniaca (apricot)
Lineage: Eukaryota; Viridiplantae; Streptophyta; Magnoliopsida; Rosales; Rosaceae
Source: the annotation of a GenBank genome assembly